AUGACCUCUGGUACCGACAUCAUUAUUCGCCUUCCGGACACUCUCACUUAUUGGCCGUGGACUCGUAGAAUCAACCCUCAUUAUGAGGAAGUCAAGGCUGCAUCACAGGCUUGGUUUCGUUCUUUCAGAGCAUUUGGACCGGAAGCUCAGCUUGCAUUUGAUCGUUGCGACUUCAGUUUAUUAUGUUCUCUGGCAUACCCAACGGCAUCCAGAGAACAUCUUCGGACUGCGUGUGAUUUGAUGAACCUGUUCUUCGUUUUCGACGAGUACACCGACAACGCUCCUCCUGAGACAGUUCGACAAUACGCAGAUAUUAUAAUGGACGCUAUCAGAAACCAGGAUGAACCACGGCCCAGAAACGAGGUCGUUCUUGGGGCCAUUGCACAGGAGUUUUGGGCACUUGGCAUCAAGUCGGCGAGCAAGACUUCCCAGAGGCGCUUUGUCGAAAGCUUUGGGUAUUUUGUAGAUUCGGUUAUCCAACAAGCAAAGGAUCGUCAUCAGCACUGUAUCCGGAGCAUAGAUGAUUGCUUUGAUGUUCGACGUCUUACCAUUGGUGUUGACCCGUCAUAUGCGAUGUUAGAGCUAGGGUAUGACUUGCCCGACGAGGUGUUCUACCAUCCCACUGUCGUUGCUCUGCGACAGAUGAGUUGUGACCUAAUAAUCCUGGAUAAUGACCUCGCCUCGUAUAAUAAAGAGCAGGCGCUGGAAGAGUAUCCCCAUAAUAUCAUCACUUCCGUCAUCCAUGAGCUGAAUUGCGAUUUGGGGGAAGCUCUAUCGUGGGUAUCCGAUCGCCACCGGUCUAUCCGUAACCGAUUUUUGAGGAUGUGGACAGAGAUCUCGUCCUGGGGACCUGAUAUCGAUGGUCUUGCAUCCCAGUAUUUGCACGGCGUGGCGAAUGGGGUACGGGCGGAUUAUUGCUGGAGUUUUGAGAGCGAGAGGUAUUUUCGAUCCAAUGGCAGAGCGGUGCAGGAGCAUAGAAUGGUUACUCUCAUGCCCAAGAGGUUUUUGAUGAGUGACUCGUCACUUCUUGGACAGACGCUAUAAUCUUUCACCGGACCUACAUUAUCGUUUCUUUCGGGGUAUGUUGUAUUUAUUUUUUAUUUUUUGCUGUUGCUGUCAAGGGCC
Desarmillaria tabescens is the source of this 1125-nucleotide messenger RNA. RefSeq names its product terpenoid synthase. The transcript is spliced from 6 exons. The record is from RefSeq and is a predicted model, not a curated record. Lineage: Eukaryota; Fungi; Basidiomycota; Agaricomycetes; Agaricales; Physalacriaceae. The coding region runs from base 1 to 1044 and encodes 347 amino acids.